This is a messenger RNA of Cylindrotheca closterium, 456 nucleotides long. The record is from the annotation of a GenBank genome assembly. Lineage: Eukaryota; Bacillariophyta; Bacillariophyceae; Bacillariales; Bacillariaceae.
AUGCCCUCGCAACCACCAAAUAGAAGCAACAACGCAUUGGUCGUUCACAACCCCAACCAAGGCCGUCGACCCCGCCCUGACAAUCGACGCCGUGCUGGGGGUCCUCGUCGUCCCAAUCCUCAAUGGCAAGAGCAAGAUGACGUUAGUGCUGUCAGUGAUGCUGACUAUGAAGAAGACUAUGAAGAACCUCGGUUCAAAUAUUCUACAGCUGAAUUACGAAAUGCAUCUUGCAUUAGAAACCAAAAGUGUUGUAUUGCCUCAAUGAUUAUAUUAUGCUUGAUUGUGGCCAUUGUCAUUUCACUUGUGGUCCAAAAAUUUAUGAAAGACUUGGAAGAAGAUGCCAACAAAGUCCCAACGGAUCCUCCUACAAUUGCACCAUCGAUUUCUCCAGCACCAAGUUUGUCACCUUCGGUUACCGCUGGAAGGUUUCUUCGACAUGCAUUAGAAGAAUGGUAG